Arabidopsis lyrata subsp. lyrata is the source of this 1102-nucleotide messenger RNA. RefSeq names its product probable protein phosphatase 2C 78. Gene Ontology annotation, cellular component: nucleus; cytosol. Gene Ontology annotation, biological process: protein dephosphorylation. Lineage: Eukaryota; Viridiplantae; Streptophyta; Magnoliopsida; Brassicales; Brassicaceae. Gene Ontology annotation, molecular function: protein serine/threonine phosphatase activity. The record is from RefSeq and is a predicted model, not a curated record.
AAGACGAGAAAUGGAAGACGCCGUCGCUGUACAUCCGUUUUUUUCCCGUCAACAGACGGAAUAUUCCUCCUCCGGAUUUCACUACUGCGGCGUUUACGAUGGCCAUGGCUGUUCCCAUGUAGCGAUGAGAUGCAGAGAAAGACUACACGAGCUAGUCCGUGAAGAGUUUGAAGCUGAUGCUGACUGGGAAAAGUCAAUGGCGCGUAGCUUCACGCGCAUGGACAUGGAGGUUGUUGCGUUGAACGCCGAUGGUGCGGCGAAAUGCCGUUGCGAGCUUCAGCGGCCGGACUGUGACGCGGUGGGAUCCACCGCGGUUGUGUCUGUUCUCACGCCGGAGAAAAUCAUCGUGGCAAAUUGCGGUGACUCACGCGCCGUUCUGUGCCGUAACGGGAAGGCCAUUGCUUUAUCCUCCGAUCAUAAGCCCGACCGUCCGGACGAGCUAGACCGGAUUCAAGCAGCGGGUGGUCGGGUUAUCUACUGGGAUGGCCCACGUGUCCUUGGAGUACUUGCAAUGUCACGAGCCAUUGGAGAUAAUUACUUGAAACCGUAUGUAAUCAGCAAACCGGAGGUAACCGUGACAGACCGGGCCAACGGAGACGAUUUCCUUAUUCUAGCAAGUGACGGUCUUUGGGACGUUGUUUCAAACGAAACUGCAUGUAGCGUCGUUCGAAUGUGUUUGAGAGGAAAAGUCAAUGGUCAACUAUCAUCCUCACAGGAAAUGGAAAUGAAAGGUGUCGGCGCCGGGAAUGUGGUGGUCGGAGGAGGAGAUUUUCCGGAUAAAGCGUGUGAGGAGGCUUCGCUGUUGCUGACGAGGCUUGCAUUGGCUAGACAAAGUUCGGACAACGUAAGUGUUGUGGUGGUUGAUCUUAGACGAGACACGUAGUUGUUUCUUGUCUCUCUCUCUCGUAAUGUUUGUUUUUUUGUCCUGAGUCAUCGACUUUUGGGCUUUCUCUUUUACCCUUUUUUGCUCUUCGGUGUAAGACAUCGAAGGGUUUUUAAUUUAGCUUGAUUUUGGGCUAUGUCACUGUAGUGAAUCGCGGUUUAGAUCUACAAAGAUUUUCACCGGUAGUGAAAAUGGUAAAAGCAGUGAACUUUUGUAACU